CAGAGCUGCGGCUUUCUCCAGAUGACUGAAAGGUUCAGCAUGUUAACAUCGACAACGUCCUUGCUCACGUCAGUGUCCAUGACUUCCAAGCCAAUGUCCUUUUCGACCGAGGAUUGAUGACCGACGCCAUUGCUGACCAUUGACUUCAUCCUCAAACUUGGGCUCCAAAACAGGCUGAAGAUGUCAUCAACCAUAAAUACACAAACACCAUUCCAGCCACACCCGCACUCUAGAGAGAGAGAGAAUGAGCGAAGAAGUGAAGCUGCAUAGCAUUUGGGAAAGCCCAUUCGGUUUCAGAGUACAAAUUGCCUUGAGCUUCAAGGGAAUCGAGUAUGAAUACAUAGAAGAAUAUUUGAAGGACAAGAGCGAGCUCCUGUUAAGAUACAACCCAGUUCAUAAGAAGGUCCCCGUGCUCGUUCAUCGCGGGAAGCCGAUACCAGAGUCGAUGGUGAUCAUCGAAUACGUCGAGGAAACCUGGCCAGAGAAGCCCAUCUUGUCAGAAGAUCUUCAUGAGCGAGCUAUGGCACGAUUCUGGGCAAAAUUUUCUGAUGAUAAGUGCUCACCGGCAAUUUUCAAAUAUUUCUCCACCCAAGGUGAGGAGCAUGAUAAGGCCAAGGCAGAGCUAGUUGAGAAUUUGAAGACACUGGAAGGUGCAUUGAAGGGUAACAAAUUCUUUGGUGGAGAGACGAUCGGACUAGUUGAUAUUGCAGCAGGCUGGAUGCCUAUGUGGAUCCAAAGAAUUGAAGAGGUCCUUGGUAACAAAGUUGUUGAAGAAAAUAGUUUCCCACAUCUGCAGGGUUGGUUCCAUGACCUCCUGAAUCUCCCUUUCGUGAACCAGAACCUGCCCCCACCUGAGAAACUCCGUGAGCACCUUAAGAACUUCCGCAACAGCUUGCUUGCACGAUCAACCUAGCCUGCUAUCUUGAUGCUUCCCAGUUGCUUACUCUUUAGCUUGCUAGUUACUUAGAGAAGAAUGACGGUGUGGUAUACUUAUAAAUGGCAUGUAACAAUAUAUAUCGAUGCUUAAUGCAAAUUCUUGAGGUUCUCAGUUUA
Molecule: messenger RNA, 1053 nt
Organism: Nymphaea colorata (pocket water lily)
Lineage: Eukaryota; Viridiplantae; Streptophyta; Magnoliopsida; Nymphaeales; Nymphaeaceae
Product: probable glutathione S-transferase
Exons: 2
Coding region: 245-913 (222 amino acids)
Biological process (GO): glutathione metabolic process
Cellular component (GO): cytoplasm
Molecular function (GO): glutathione transferase activity
Source: RefSeq, a predicted model, not a curated record